Messenger RNA from Trichophyton verrucosum HKI 0517, 462 nucleotides. Its product is annotated as mitochondrial import receptor subunit tom22. Gene Ontology annotation, biological process: intracellular protein transport. Gene Ontology annotation, cellular component: mitochondrial outer membrane. The coding region runs from base 1 to 462 and encodes 153 amino acids. The record is from RefSeq and is a predicted model, not a curated record. The transcript is spliced from 3 exons. Lineage: Eukaryota; Fungi; Ascomycota; Eurotiomycetes; Onygenales; Arthrodermataceae.
AUGGUCAAGCUCACCGAAGUCGAAGAUGAACAUUUCAAGGAAAAGCCUACGUCAACCAAGUCUGAUGCCUUGUUAUUGAGUGACGACGAGGAUGAGGAUUACACCGAUACUGAUUCAUUUGAUGACAAUCUCGACAACGAAACGCUGUAUGAAAGAAUUUGCGCUUUACAAGACAUUAUCCCAGCCCAGUCCAGAUACAAGAUCAGCAAUGCUUUCUCUUCCUUCUCUUCCUUUGCAAAAUCAACCAUUUCCUUCGGUGGAUCCGCUUUGUGGAUUGUAAGCACGAGUGCAUUCUUGCUCGGUGUUCCAUGGGCUCUUGCAUUAGCUGAAGAGCAACAAUACGUGCAGAUGGAAAGGGAGCAAGGAAUGAUCAAAGGAGCCAAUGAGAUGUUGACUCCUGGUGCUACAAGCGCUCUUACUGCCCCUGAUUCGAUUGCUGUGGAGGGAAAACCUGCCUUAUAA